CCGCCUGGCAGUGGCCAGCAGUUGGUGUCUCAUGUACACUAGUGCCACUAUCACCCUCUGAGAGUUGCCUAGCGUGGCACCUCUGCCUACAAGCACACCAUCUCUACGACACACCUGCCUGACCCACCACAACAACAACAACACACACCCGGGUCACUCCUCUCAUAGGAUAACUGUGGAUGACGUUUCACGUGACCAGGAAAAAAAGCAAUGGGGAUUUUUACACCAGUAAGCUAUAUCCUGUGGUGUCGAAACUGAUAUUACAGUCAUGUACUGCUGCUGUAGUUAAGGCAUACAGUUAUCUCCAAGGCUGAAAGAACGGAGGAAUACAAGACGUUUGUAACGUGGAAAUUUUGAAGGAGAGAGAGAGAGAGAGAGAGAGAAAGAAAGAGAGAGUUGAUCAGAAAAGUUUUCUUGUCUUCCUCCGUCAAGGAGGUGACAGUUUAAGACAUGGUGCUGUUAAUGACAGUGUGAACAGUUAACAUCACACUCAGACACAAGGAAGCUACAGUCUCAGACGUGAUGUUGAAAGCAAGCAAAAAAAAAAUAUAUAUAUAAAAUUAUCUUAAUGAGUCGACUAGUUGGUUGGCCUUGACGUCCAACUAGUGUUGACCUUUAUACUGUGUUACUAGACGCUGUUGUUUGCAUCUUACUAGUUGUAGUGCGUGACCUAGUGAUAGUGAGGAGCUACUUGUGUUCCCGUCGGGACAGUGCCUGGCACUGGCGAUUCAGAAGUUGCAGAGAGGCCAGUUAGUGUCGAUGGGGUGCUGGUGAGUGGCGUGCCGUCACUCACAGCCAGUGACUGAGGGACAUUUCAAGCCUCGACAGUGACAGGAAAUGUUUCACUGAAGGCAGCACAUGCUGACACAGCUCCCUCCCUCUCCCCCCCUGUCACACACACCACACACACACACACACACACACACACACACACACACACUCUACGAACACACAGCACCACCACGAACGCCCAUUUACACUAGGAAAAAUCCCCACCACAGUGACCACCCCCUUACAACAUUAGCUAAAACAGUAACGAUUGCUUAGAAUUUCAGACCGGAUUGCCCCUUCCUCACGUUAGCUCUCCUAAUAUUAAACUUAACAUUACAAGGAACUACGACUCUGUGAAGCCAGUGUGGACGAUCAACACUUAGAGAGGGUGUAGCAGGGAGAGGCCAGGUCACUGGGCAUCAUCAUACCCUCCAGCCCAGCCUCCUCUGCCUCACCUCACCUAAUUACCUGCUGACUCACAUAGCCGACUCGUCUAAGCUACUCACCUAGGCGACUCACCUGGCCGUGGCGUCACCUGCUUCACACACGGGUGAGAACAGUCUGGUCAUCUUCAAGCUGCAAGCUUCCGUGUCUUCAGACUGUGAGUCUGGUCAUCUUCAAGCCUCUGCGCCCACUGAAUGUGAGUCUGGACAUCUUCAGGCUUCCUCACACACUCGGGAGCAGGAAAGCCGAGACGCAGGUUUAACAUCGUUCCCUCAUCAGAAGAAGUCCUCUCACCUCCACUAGGACUCCUGAAGGCCCCUGGUAUAUAAUCAGGAAAAACAGGCUUGAAUAACCGUGUCAGCACUCCUACUUUAUCAGAAGGAUAGACAGAUCCUGUCCACUUAAACAAGAAAGCCGUCAUGUAAGCCACUUGCUGACUUUUCAGCAGAGAAAGGUCUGAGCGCUUGGUUCAAAAUUCCUCUGGUAUAAAGGAGAGGAUCUGUCCGCUUUAACAAGAGGACUUCUUGAUACUUGCUUACCUGUUGAGGACUCCACUCCAGCCUGCCUAGGUGCUAAUAUCAAGAAUUCAACGAAUGAUGCACCAGCAAGUCAGAGUUACUCACAUAUUGAACUUGGGACUGUACAAUUGUGGCGAGAGACGUUAUGGCCAUCUAAGAUGAGUCAGCAAUGAGUGUGGUUAUCUAAGAUGAGUUUACAAUGAGUGUGACGAUGUAAAAUGAGCGUAGAACUGUUAUGGAGAAGGCCUUAGCCACCAUAGUCAACAAUCAUGUAGAAGGAAGAUGCUUAAUCUGUCAGUGGUACCACCUCGAUGUUCUCUGGCUGAGUUCGUGAGGGAAUGUGAGUGUAUCACGAUAGUAGAGAAAGAUUAGCAGCACCGAGGAAGACCAGGAGGAGGAGGAGGAGGAAGGAUGUGCAGGUGGCCGUGCAGGUGGUGGCAGAGUGUGGUGCUGGUGGUGAUGGCGGUGUACUUAGUUCAAGCCGCCAUGAUACAGAAGAGGCGGAAGACAGCGCUGGUAGAGGGCGAUAUUCUCAUCGGCGCUCUGUUCUCCGUCCACCACCAGCCCAAACAGAAGAGUGCCUUCACUCUCACCUGUGGCGAGAUACGAGAGCAGUACGGCAUACAGCGGGUGGAGGCGGCCUUCAUGGCUAUAGACAAGAUCAAUGAAGACCCAAGACUGUUGCCCAACAUCACCCUGGGUGUGGAAAUCAGAGACUCCUGUUGGUACUCCUCCAUUGCCUUGGAACAAAGCAUAGAGUUCAUCAGAGACUCUCUGGCCUUCCCUAUCGGCAGCAGCACCAACAGCACACCCAAGUCUGAUGCUUGUAAGACCUCCGUCAGCACCAGCAAGCGUCUUGUGGGAGUCGUGGGUCCUGGCUCCUCAGACGUCACUAUACAGGUACAGAACCUACUGCAGCUCUUCGGUAUACCGCAAGUAGGGUACUCAGCCACCUCCAGGGACCUGAGUGACAAGUCCCGCUUCUCAUACUUCAUGCGGGUAGUUCCUUCAGAUUACUACCAGGCUCAGGUGAUGGUGGACAUCGUCAGGCAUUACAACUGGACCUACGUCUCAGCAGUACAUACUGACGGGAACUAUGGCCAGAGCGGCAUGACAGCCUUCAGAGAGCUGGCUGAAGGAAAUAAUAUUUGUAUCGCUAAGGAAGACUCUGUCCUGAGCAACGCUGAAGACGAGGCCUUCGAUAUGGUGAUUGAACAACUUCGGGAGGACCAGAGAGCUAAUGUUGUAGUGUGUUUUUGUGAAGGAAUGACCGUCAGGAACCUCCUGCUGGCGGCGCAGAGGAACAAUGUCACCUCUAGGUUCCUCUUCAUCGGCAGUGAUGGCUGGGCUGAUCGUUCAGACGUGGUGGCAGGUUUGGAAGAAGCAGCGGUGGGUGGCCUUUCCAUCAAGAUCAACAGCUCUUAUGUGUCUGAAUUCGACGACCAUUACUUCCAGCUGCACCCGGAGAAGAACGAUCGCAACCCGUGGUUCAGGGAGUUCUGGCAGAUGAGGUUCAAUUGUUCCCUGCCAGGGCAAGAGGAGAACUCCAAACUACCAGGCUGUUCUGGUAUGGAAUCCCUUCGUAAAGGCUACAAACAAGACACGAAGAUGGCGUUCGUGAUGAAGGCCAUCUACACCAUGGCCUGGGGUCUACACAACAUGCAGAAAGACCUAUGUCCCUCCACCCAAGGCCUAUGCGACGCCAUGCUCCCCGUUAAUGGAUCUUUAUAUAGGGACUACUUGAUGAACGUGACCUUCACCUACAACAACGAGUCCGUGACCUUCGACUCCCGGGGUGACCCACCUGGAAGGUACGACAUUAUGAACUACCAGCGCCUGGAAAACGGUAGCUUCGACUACAUCCCCGUUGGAACGUGGGACAACGGUACACUAGUGGUCCAUGAGGAACUGGUCAUCUUCAACAGUUCUGAUGGACUCCCUCCUAUCUCUGUCUGUUCUGAACCUUGCAGCUACAACGAGUACAAGAGCUUCGUAGAGACGGGAGACGACACACAGAGAUGCUGCUGGAUCUGUACACCGUGUGACAGAGAUGAAUACCUGAAGAACGAGACUGUCUGUCAGCGCUGUCAGCCAGGCUACUGGCCUAAUCUUAACAAGACAGGUUGUGACGCCAUCCCAGUGAAACAUAUCAUGUGGAGUGACGCCGAGUCCAUCGUGGCACUGAGUCUGGCAUCCCUGGGCUUCCUGGCAACCUGCUUCACUAUGCUUGUUUUUUUGAAGUACAAUCAUACUCCAGUUGUCAAGGCAUCAACACGAGAACUCUCAUACAUCAUCUUCGUGGGAAUGAUGGUAUCAUACAGCGCUACGCUGCCUCUUCUAGCGCGACCCUCCGGUCUGAGUUGCGUAGUGUCGGCAUCGCCGUCUAUCUUCGCCGGAUCUCCUGCGCUAGUUAAGCUGGUAUGUAACACAUCUCCACGGGGAAUCAUCGCGCCUAUGGGUUGGGAUUUCUUCCUGAUAGCUAUGUGUACUGUGUAUGCCAUCAAGACCAGGAACUUACCUGAGAACUUCAACGAGGCCAAGUUCAUUGGUUUCUCUAUGUAUACUACGUGUGUCAUCUGGAUGGCGUGGGUUCCCAUCUACUUCGGCAGUGACCACAAGAUCAUCUGCAUGAGUAUGUGUACUUCUCUCAGUGCUCUCGUCACCCUGGUCCUGCUCUUCUUCCCCAAGCUCUAUAUCAUCCUCUUCAGACCAGAGAAGAACGAUCGUUCGGCCUUCAAGACUGCUACCACUGUCCGAUGUCACAUUGGCUCGUCCAGCAAGGCUAGUCUGUCUCGUCCCUCCGAGCCCUCACCUAGUGCCGCUAUGGAAAGCAUGUACGUUGGAUCAGCCAUGCUGGGUAUUGGGCAGCCACAUCUCUCGCUCUUACAAAGGAUACGGUCUACCCUGGGCAUGCCUUUCAUCCCGCCACUAGGAUUGCUUCCCAGGGAUCCAUAUCCUCGCUCCUUACUCAGAAGGGAAAUCAGUGUUUGGAGUGACGCCAGUGGGAGCGUAGGGACGGGAGGCGUCACCAGUAACACAAGAGACAUGAUGUUGCGCAAGGCUUACGGCUCACAGCUCGACCUUGCAGGUGGGGACGGUGUGUGGUGCAGGGAAGAGCGAGGCUGUCAGACCACAGAUGAUCUCCUGGAUCCACUGAUCCCCAGGCUGAGGAGAAGAGUGGCUCGUGCAGUCAGAGAGAACGAGAUCGAUGUGUCAGAGGGCAGGGAGUUCUUCAGCAUCACCCACAACUGGAUGAACUCACAGGCCGAGGCAGCUAGACAUGCCAAGACGACUGAGAAGCAGAGGAAUGGUAGUGAUGACCGUCCUCCCAUCACUACCAUAGUCAGGGAAGACACAGCAAUGCCACAAGACAAGGAGCUCAAGGUAAAGGAACCUGUAACAUCUGUAAAGGAGCUCGGGAGUGAGAUCGCGGGGUCACCAUCUGGAACAGACCCGGGCCGGGACAGCACCGGUGAACCUAUUACUUACGGGGGUGAGAUUAAGUGUUCGUACCUCACAAGCCAGUAUUAUUCUUCUGGGGAACCUAAACAGCCGCCUAGUGACGCAGAAAAUGCAAUGCAACAGUCCCGGAUUACUGCAACAAGUGUGACUGAGGAAGACGAGGUUACAGUUGCAGAUCAGAAUGAGGAGACUAAUUAUAAGUUUUGCAGUCAAAGGUCGCCAUUACGACAAGAAAGUGAUAUGUGCAAUCACAACGUGUCUACAGUAAACAAUGUACAAGACAGUCAGUUUUCUAGUGAAAGUAACUUAUUACCCAGACUCUUUGGUUGUUCUGAUAGUCGAAGUGAGUUUUCGGUGCAUCGACAAAAUAUGACAGAUUCUCAAGUAGUGAACUUUGUUGGGUAUGGUUCAGUGAUGCCGUGUUCUGAAGACAGUACUUGGACCAAACCACGAUCAGUUAGUUGUGAUAACGGCAUAAUAUUCAAUAACAGAGUGGUUCCCUUCAGCCAAGGAACACAAACGGAAAUGGCCCUUGAAAAACAAGGUUGGGUGUCUAAUACUGACUGUAGGAAUCUUGUAGAUACAACCAGUGACACUAAUGAGAAAAUGGAUCUGUAUCAUAGAAGAAGGAAGGCUGGAGUGUCAGCCAAGGUGUCAAACAUUCGAGGUAUCCUCAAGUCUGUGAGGUUAUCUCCAUCAGAAAAGGAGUCUAGAGUAUCGUUUGGUUCUCAGUUUUCCCCUUCUACAAGAGUCACUACAGAAGAUGAGCUGCUGUCACCAAGUAUCGUUGAUGAAGAUUCCCAAACUUAUUUUCAAGAUGGGCUCAGACAUCAACAUCAAACUAUGGCUUAUGAUAAUUUGUGUAUGCAAAAACAUUCUGCAGCAGAGGAGGCUACUUUCAGUAUUCUCGAAGAAGCUCUCAGCUCCGAAAGUGACACUGAAGCUUCAGAUAACUGUGAACUAAAGACUAUAAUCAUUAGGUUAGGCAGUGAUGAGGUAGAUUUUGCUAAAGCACAGACCACCAGAUCCGAAGUGAAUGGUAAUAUAAUUAACUGGAGACCAAAGCUAGGAAAGAAUCACACGUUUUUACCUUACACCUCAUUGAACUAUAGCUACGACAAUCCUUCAGUUAAUACAGACACUGAAGUGCUGUGUAAUAUCCAAGAUGUGCCAGAUACAGAGGAUCCCGAUAACUCUGAAACUCUUCCCAAAGAGCAACAGGGAGACGAAGAACCGGGCAAAAAAUAUUCAGUAGACAAUGAAUUAGUCAUAUUAAACUUGCUACAUAGUACCUUACCACCCAAGUAUCCUAACAUUCAAGAAUCACAUCCUAACACUAUUUCCAUUACGUCAAAGACUUCUAGCGUUGAUGUGCCGUCAUUCAGUGACCAGGUAACAUCUGAAGACUCAGCCUCGAUGUCUUCAAAAUGCCUAACAAUAACGCCACCAGAACUCUAUAGAAACUAUCCUCCCAAACAACAUUCUCCCCCUCAAGAACCACUCACUCACUGUCUUCCACACACUAGCCUUCAAACUUCACCUCAUAAAUCCCCUCCAUCUCGUUCUGUCACAGAAACUGCAAUACUCACUCAUGUGACUACACACACGCUGAGACCUGUAGUUCAAGAAUACUGCUCAGCAGAGUUAACAGAGUUAAAGUGUCCUUCCUCUAAUUCUAGCAAUCUUUCUCCUACCCCUAGCAAUCUUCCCUCUACUUUAAGCAUUCUUUCAUCUACAACUACAAGUGCUCUACAAAAACCCUCGUCUGCAUCACACCUUCCUACUACCAAAACAAAAUGUAUCACAUCCGGAGAAGCACCAGUAUGUGUUAAUUCCUCCCUCAGCUCUGAGAGAGUACCAACCCCCCAGAGUACAGGCGCUGAGGAAGAUAGACUCACAGAUCUAAGAUUAUGUAGAACAGACACUGAUGAUGACACUGAUGAGAGUACAACACCAAUUAAGGAAUUCUUUCGAAUUCAUGGCAUUAAGUUUGAUGUCACUUCAACAAAAUCAAAAAAACUGUAAAAAAAAUAUUAUCUUCAUCUGGUUUUACAAAUCUCUUCCAGAUUUUUUGUAAAUAAAGCACUAUAUAUAAUACGUAUAUCAAAAAACAAUAAUAAAUUAUCUUCACAUAUACAUCAACAUAUACAUCACCAGUAGCUAGUUUAUCUUAGUAAAAAAGUUCUUAAAUAGUCAUAUUUCUUAAAAAGCUCAUUUGCUCAAUAUGAGACUAAUUCAAGUUAACUUACUGUCAUCUACAUAGAUUAUUUUAGAAUUAUUUAAUGGGACAUAUCAGUAGCUAGCGAUUCAAUACUAUUUUAGUGUUUAAUCUUCUUUGUUGUAAAGCUCAGAAUUCUCUGUAGCUAUGUACCUGUGUUUCCUCAAGAUAUAAUAGUUUACAGUACCAACACUUCCUCAAAAUAUAAUAGUUACCGUGCCAAUAUUUCAUCAAAAUAUAAUAGUUUAUUCUACAAACAUUUCGUCAACUUUCUCAAUCAUACUGACAGAGAGACGUGUUAAGAAUCCACUGCCUAAGUGUUCUAUAUGUGCUUCUAAUUUUAAAAUGAUUAAAUGAAUAGUGAACAAUUUUGUCACUGUCAUGGCGUUUAACAUAGUGUUUAAUACAAGCGUUGUAAGCUGCGUUUACACUAUGUAAAUUUCAGUAUGCAUUAACGUAGCAGUAAGAAUUAAAGUAGUAUAUACAAUUCUGAUAUUUAGAAUUGUAUAUAAUGCACUAAAGGAGUACUGGGAACCGAACUGGUAGCUUCGUAUCUGCAGGUCUGUUCCUUACAUAAUGUAUAGAUUUUUUUAUCACCAAGGAAAUCUGCUCUUAACAAAAAUAAUUAGUAAACCACUCCAAAUCACCCCGAAAAUAAUGGAAGGGAGGACCCUCUAGGGCCUGGAUGAGAGAAAACUUGCUAGCUAAGAUAUAUAGGUUAGAAGUGCUAUAAGUCAGAUAGUUGAAACUAACUCUUGUCUAACAAAACUAUUGAUACUGGACAGAAUACCUUACCUCAGGUUUUGUAAAAUUUAUGAACUAAGAUCAGUGUUGUACCAGAGUACAGCAUAAUUCUGUAGUUCCCACUGUAGGUGGUCAGGUAUCAAAAUGCAAUAUUCCGAGGCUGGAAUAGGCUUCCUGAUCAUGUCAGCACCUGUAAUAAUAUAAAUCAGUUUAGGACUAAAUGUAAAUGGCAUAGAUAUAACCCUAAUUUUUCAAGGGGUGGAAGGGUAAGCCAGCGGAAGGCCUCGGUCAGAUGAUCAGAAACUCCAACUGCGGGUCAUCAUAUACCUAAGACCCGCGUCAGGAAACACUUGUCCUGUUUCCUGACGAAUCUUACCUAACCUAACCGUGAGGGUAUCAAUGAAUCAGGCCAUUUCUGAGUGUUCCACCAAGCUGGGGUAGUCUUGUAUGUUUACCACCACCUAUUGGAUCCUUACUUGACGAAAAUCAAUGUUAUCAGUUUCUACCUCUUCCCUGACGAGCAGGUUAGGAAAACAUCAUCAGGAAACAGGAUUGGAGUUUCCUGAUGCCGGUUAUAGUCAAAUGACCUGCUACUGAAGCUGUGGAAAAUAAUUUCCCAAAAUUAUGCUGUGUAAAUAAACCUGAUUAAUACGUUACUAUUGUUCUGUUGAGUGCAUUUUAAAUAAGAGAAUUGACAGGGAAGCUCUGCGCCUGCGCUGACGAGCAGGGAGGAGUCACCACUGGUUUUUUUUUUUUAAUGUAGUACAGACACGCUAAUAAAAUGUGCUUAAUUUUCGUCGCACUUGGGGUUAUCUUGGGCUUAAAUCCUCUCAAAUAGGAGCCGAAAUUGGUGAAUGUGCAGUCCUGCAUAACUUGAAUAUUAAGUAGAUGGACAGGACAGCUCCAGGAACCCCAGCUAAGUGUCUACGUUUAUGUUUAGAAGUUCUGGCCAGUAAAUUCUUCAUAAAUGUUGACAGGGGUGGUUUUGAGUAUGAUACACAGUAAUCUCCAGUCAAAUUGGUGAGUGUUAAGAUUAUAAAUUCUCCUGUUACAUAAAUGUGUAUAUGUAGACAUUUAUUAAUUUUAACAUAGUCCACAAAUUUAUAUUGAUGUUUACCAGAAUUCCUGGUAAUGUAUAUUUCAUUUGAAAUUAAUAUAGGUCAAGAGUGACUUGUAGAUAUGACAGUAGUAGGUAUCGAAGGGGACAUUUUUGCGACCUAGGUGUCCCAAAAUUCCUACUUGUCUAUGUAACUUUGAUAAAUAAUAAUUAUCUUUGUUACCAUUUACUGGUAUGUAUCUAAUGAGAUACAUCCAGGUAAAUUUAAUUUUCCACAGAAGCUAUUGGUCAUCUGACCGAGGCCUUCCGUUGGCUUCCGCUGGCAAAACACCAGACUCCAUAUAAAAAUGUACUGAACAACAGUUGGGGCUGAGAGUUCCGAAACUCAUGUGAAAUUUGCUAAAUUUACUACUGCUGGUGCUGACCAAAACAUCGAUGAACAAUCUAUGGGUAACAUGGUAUAGUUAUGGACUCGCGUAUGCAGGUCCGCCAGUUCGACCCACAGUACUCCUUACACAAUAUAUUAAAUCCACAAUGUGGUGAGAUUCUCACAAAAAAGGUGAUAUCAAAUAUGCAAGAUAAUCACAGCCAAAGGCCUCUCUAAGUAUUUACAUAUCAGAGACAUCGUUAACUCUAAUGAUGUCCCUCUCAGUGUUGCAAAGUAGUUACAGAAGCUUUUAACUGUG
Molecule: messenger RNA, 9900 nt
Organism: Cherax quadricarinatus
Lineage: Eukaryota; Metazoa; Arthropoda; Malacostraca; Decapoda; Parastacidae
Source: RefSeq, a predicted model, not a curated record